Messenger RNA from Menidia menidia (Atlantic silverside), 825 nucleotides. Lineage: Eukaryota; Metazoa; Chordata; Actinopteri; Atheriniformes; Atherinopsidae. The record is from the annotation of a GenBank genome assembly.
AUGAUGAAGAAGGAUAUUAGCUUAAGCCUGGCGGACGACGCAGACCUCAAACCUCACCUCCGCGACGCCGAGAGCAUCCUCAGCUCCCCGGACCUGGGGCUGCUCAAGCUGGCCUCCCCGGAGCUGGAGCGGCUCAUCAUCCAGUCCAACGGAAUGGUCACCACCACGCCGACCAGCCCGCAGUUCCUCUACCCGAAGACGGUGACGGACGAGCAGGAGUUCGCCGAGGGCUUCGUGAAGGCGCUGGAGGACCUGCACAAGCAGAACCAGCUCAACGGGACCGGCCAGACGACCGGCAGCCUGGACCUGGGCGCCAACGUCGCCGCGGUCACCGUCCAACCGGAUUUACCGGUGUACACGAACCUGAACAGUUACGGCGGAGGGCCGCUCGGAACCACCGUCAACUACUCCACGGACACGGUCCCUUUCCCGCCUCCGCCGUCCCACAACCUCGGGGCAGCCCCGCCGGCUCAGGCGGAGCUCUCUCGGGUUCAGCCGCUGAAGGAGGAGCCCCAGACGGUCCCGGACGUCCAGAGCUUCGGCGAGAGCCCGCCGCUGUCCCCCGUCGACAUGGACUGCCAGGAGCGGAUCAAGGCCGAGAGGAAGAGACUCAGAAACCGCAUCGCAGCCUCCAAGUGCCGGAGGCGCAAACUGGAGCGGAUCUCCAGGCUGGAGGACAAGGUGAAGACGCUGAAGAGCCAGAACACCGACCUGGCCUCCACCGCCAGCCUGCUGAGGGAGCAGGUCGCCCAGCUGAAGCAGAAAGUCCUCACCCACGUCAGCAGCGGCUGCCAGCUGCUGCCACACGAAGUCCAGGUGCACUAG